AAGAUUACCAAGAAACGUUUUGUUAGGCACAAAACUGUAUCGGCAUUUUUCGUUCUUUUUCUAUCGACAUGGUGUAAUUUACCGCGGUUGAUAAACAAGUUGCCCAUUUGAACCGAACCCGCAAUCUGAAAGCAUGUCUACCACGUUAUUCAUAAGCAGCGACAUUCCUGAAAGGUUCGUCCGAUAAUAUUGUUACGCAGAGUCAGAUAGCAGGAAAUGGACCAAGUAUGGCGAUUUCCUUACAAACCCAGAUUAGUCAAAUGCAGCAGCCCGUACAAACAAUCCGAGUCAUAUGUUACCGCAGCGUUCUGCCAUCCGCAUUCGGCAUAGCAACUGUUUCCGUCUCCGAUUGCGGUACUCCAUCAGAGCAGUGCCAGUGUCCAACCGGUACUGUGCCGUAUUCUACCGUGUCUGGGAUUCCAACCGGAUGCAGCUGCGUAAUUCUAUGCCAAAAUGUCUUUCCCUGACGGAGUAUCACACGCGCCUACAUCGGUGAUAAACAGUGUCGACAGUGAUUUUGCGGUGUCACCAGUAAAUACUGUUGGACAUGGUGAGGAUGCGGCCAGGGAAAACUACGAAAGAAAAGAUGUGGAAAGUGAGCGGGAAUUGGAUCCGUUUGCGCACGCUGACCUCGGUGAAGACAGGAGAAAUGCACAAACCACCACGACAAAUCUUCAAACCCUCAUGCACUUGCUCAAAGGAAACAUCGGGACCGGCAUAUUUGCCAUGGCAAGCGCAGUGAACAACGCAGGCUUGGCGACGGGAACGAUUGCCAUUGUUGUGAUGGGAUUUAUUUGUAUUCAUUGUAUGCACAUUCUUGUGAACUGUGCCCACCAUCUCUGCAAAGUAGAAGGAAAAAACGCUUUGGAUUACGGGGAAGUUGUUCAGGCGGCAUUCAGACAAAGCUCAUACAGUAAAUACGCAAAUCUCUCCAAAAAAGUUGUGGAUCUGUUUAUAAUUGUAUCGCAGUUUGGAUUCUGCUGCGUUUACAUCGUUUACGUCGCCACGACGCUACAAGAUGUAAUUCGCUACUAUACGGACGUUGAGCUGCCGAUACAGGCGUACACAGCUAUGGUACUUCCCUUCUUGAUUCUGCUUUGUUACAUUCGGAGCCUAAAGAUUCUAGCGCCCUUUUCCUUGGCAGCCAAUCUCAUCUUAUGCACCUGUCUGGUGAUAAUUUUUGUUUACGUUUUUGGCCAUUUAAAAUCAGUUGACUCGGUACCACAAUUUGCCGGAUGGUCGAAAUUGCCGCUGUUUUUUGGGACUGCAAUAUACGCUUUUGAAGGGAUUGGAAUUGUCCUGCCAAUCGAAAAUCGAAUGAAAAAUCCACAGGAUUUUGGAGGGUGGACAGGAAUUCUUAAUGUCGGGAUGGUGAUUAUCACUGCACUGUACACCGCUGCUGGCUUUUUUGGCUACCUUGCAUUUGGUACCGAAAUAGAAGACACCAUUACUCUAAAUUUGCCGCAUAAAGGGAUAUAUAUUGUGGUUAUCCUUCUGGUCGGUCUCGUCGUUUUUUAUUCCUAUUCCCUUCAGUUCUACGUCCCUUUUGAAAUUUUGUGGCCAACAGUGAAGAAGCGUCUGAGGACGCCUCUCCAAGUGAAGAUCGGUGAAUAUUUAUUUCGCACCGGCAUUGUGAUAUUUACGUUUCUUCUUGCCGUUGCUAUUCCUAAACUGGGAUUAUUCAUCUCCCUUGUGGGAGCAGUGGGAAGUAGUUCCCUUGCACUUAUAUUUCCACCGGUCUUAGAAACUGUCACCUACGGUUGGCAGAAUCAAGGCAAGCUGCACUGGAAGUUGAUAAAGAACGCCGCCAUAUUUAUAUUUGGAAUUCUUGGUUUUGUUACCGGGACCUAUGUAGCCAUUUUAGAAAUCGUUUUGUCAUUCGAGAAAGAUGCUAGAGAUAGCGCGACUACUACCGCAAUUCCUACUCAGGCAGUACAUGUCCAAUACCUUUCGUGAUAAAAAUACGUAUUUUAUUUGGAUGUUUUUAUUUUUUACUUGUUGUAAUGCUCAUUUAAACACUGUGAUCAAUCCUGGCAAGUCCUUUAUGUACGCCACACUAAUUAAACGGGCACAAUAAUUUACUAUAAUAACGCAAACCUUAAUCGAAAUUAAA
This is a messenger RNA of Paramacrobiotus metropolitanus, 2113 nucleotides long. Its product is annotated as proton-coupled amino acid transporter 1-like. Gene Ontology annotation, molecular function: amino acid transmembrane transporter activity. The record is from RefSeq and is a predicted model, not a curated record. The transcript has 12 exons. Gene Ontology annotation, cellular component: vacuolar membrane. NCBI's taxonomy places the organism in Eukaryota, Metazoa, Tardigrada, Eutardigrada, Parachela, Macrobiotidae. Gene Ontology annotation, biological process: amino acid transmembrane transport. Bases 454 to 1956 code for a protein of 500 amino acids.